AUUAAUUUUUGGAAAUUUAAUUAAAACAAAAGAAAGCUCUCUUUUUUAUAUUUUGGAAAUCAAUUAUUCUUUCGAGAGUUUAUCCAUUAAAUGAUUAAGAAAACUUGUUCAAAUAAACCAAAAAAAGUUUAAGAUUUACCUGUUUUGUAGCAGUUUGCAUCUAUUAUAAGAAACGAUGAUCUUUAAGUUUAGAUUGAAGCUGAUAAAUAUUAUUAGCAUAAUAUUGAGAAUUAAUGGUCUAAUUAUAGCGAUAGCUCUUCGUCAGAUAUUAGUUUAGAAACUUCAUAAAAACUAAGCUUUUUAGAUACAAAGGAUUAAGAAAGUAAGAAAAUAGAAUAAUAUGAUAAAGAGAAAAGUAAGAUAGAUAAUAAGAAAAUUAUAAGAUUUGGAACGAGAUAAGAAGAAAAUGAAGAAAGCAAAAGGAGAACAAGAUAGAGAUCUUACAAUGAAGAUGAAGAGGAUCAAUAAUCAAAAGAACUUUAUUUUUCUAUUACUGGAAAAAAUCCUCUGUAGUAAAAUGUGAUUCAGAAGAAAAGAAACAUGAAAGAUAUUGUGGAUAAUUCUUUACAAACAUCACAUCAUAUAAAAAACUAAUCUUUUAAAUGGAGUACGAAUUUAAAAUACCCAUCAAAUACUUUUAAAAAAGGGAUGAUCAAUGCAUAAGAUAAACAGGCUUUGAAUUAAUAAAAUUUGAAACAAAAAAAUAAUUUUUAGAUCUAAUAAGACUUUAAAUAAUAGCAAAAUAUUUAUGAAAGUAUUACACAGAAUGGUUGUGAUUAAUAAAGCAUUUCAUAGAUGUUUGAAUCUUUUGAAAAUUUUGCCAAUAUUUAAUAUUAUAUUUAAGAUACAUAGAAAAGAUAGUAAGAAAAAAAAGAUAAUGUUUUAACCCAUCAGAUUAUGAAGCAUUUUAAGUAAUUAGAUAAAGGAAGUUUUGGCAAAGUUGAUUUAUACUUCAUUGAAAUAGAUUACAUUUUAAAAGAAAAUUUAUAAAUUUAAUAAUAAAAUUUGCUCCUUUCUUCGUAAAAUUCUAACUAAUCUUAUUCAACUCAAGCAAGUAAUGAAACAAUUUAAAACUCAAUCUAAAUGCUAAAACAGAAAAGUGAUUAUAUUUUUACAAACUCAUCAGCUGAUUACUAAAAUAGCAUGUUUUCUGAAGGCGGACUUCAGUAAAAGACUUCUAAAGAAAACUAAACUUGGUAAAAUAGUCAUUUAAGUUUGUAAUAAAGCACUUCAAAUAUGAAAAAACAAUUAUUACCUGUAGCGGGUAAAUAGAUUAAUGUUUAAAGUGAGUUUAUUCGUGAACUAUAUAUAAUGGAAACAGUUAAUUGUGAGUAUAUGCCUAAAUUACUGAAUUAUGAUGUAGAUAACUAAAUAUUGUUUAUGGAGUUAGGAUUAUGCAAUUUGUAUGAUUUAAAAAUUGACAGCAUUUAAAAUGAAUAUGAUUUUACUGAUGAAUUCACUUAUUCAAUUCUCAUAAAUCUUAUUCAAGCUGUAGAAAGCUUAUUAAAAAAUUAUAAUUAGAAAGAAAAAAAAUAACAACCAUUAUUUCAUAGUGAUAUCAAGCCUUAAAAUAUUAUGCUUACUGUAAAAAAAUCUGAAGAUUAAUUAUUGAAUACUUAGCUAAUUUUAAUAGAUUAUGGAGGUGCUUCCUUUUAGCUUGAUGAUUAUUGGUCUUAUUAUACACCAGCCUUCGUUUGCAACCAACUUUGGCAAAAGCUUGUAAACUCUAAGAAUAACUGGGAGUAUUUAACUUGGCCUUAAGUAAGAUAUGCUGAAAUAUAUGCUGCUUGCAGAUCUGUUUAGUUUUUGCUUAUAGAAAGUUUAGAAUCCAAUUUGUUUAAGAAAGAAAAUACAGGAAAAUUUAUAGAAAAAUACAGUCAAAGCUAUCCAAAAACUUGUAGGAUAUUAGAAAAUGUGCUUAUAAAAAAUAAAAGUUUUUUGAUUUUCAGCGAUUACAGAGAUAUUUUAUAUGAGGAUGAAAUAUCUGAAUGUAGUAAAUUAAAUCAUUAUCCCAUUUACUUUGACUAAUCUAAGUUGUUUUAAAUUUCUAAAUUUUAUAAAAUAAUUAAUUAAAAAUGA
Messenger RNA from Tetrahymena thermophila SB210, 2079 nucleotides. RefSeq lists its product as hypothetical. The transcript is spliced from 2 exons. The record is from RefSeq and is a predicted model, not a curated record. Gene Ontology annotation, biological process: protein phosphorylation. Lineage: Eukaryota; Ciliophora; Oligohymenophorea; Hymenostomatida; Tetrahymenidae. Gene Ontology annotation, molecular function: protein kinase activity; ATP binding.